Molecule: messenger RNA, 713 nt
Organism: Etheostoma spectabile (orangethroat darter)
Lineage: Eukaryota; Metazoa; Chordata; Actinopteri; Perciformes; Percidae
Product: protein ALP1-like
Exons: 2
Coding region: 117-713 (198 amino acids)
Source: RefSeq, a predicted model, not a curated record
AAUCUAAUAAUUACAGUGACAAUACUACAGUACAAGCAGCGGCAACCCAAUAGACAUUUAAAUAGAUCCCAUUGUUUUAUUCAUUGCUGGCACUGUAUUUUGACGGGGAGAGCGACAUGAGGGUGGACUUCAGACUCUCGAGAAGAUCUUUCCACGGUUUGAUGGCCAUCCUCGGCACAGCGUGUGACCAUGGCUGGGGACCUGCCAUUGAGGCCCUGGUCUUCCUGUUUUGGCUCGCCAGUGCUAGCUCCUACCGUGUGGUAGCCAGGGCCUUUGCCAUGCCCCGGGCCACGGUGCAUCGUGUUGUCCAUAAGACAAGCCGAAAAAUCCUCUCUGUCCUCCCCAAGGUCGUUCGACUUCCAACAGAAGACGACUUGCCUGAAAUAGGAGCAGGCUUUGCUAGGUUGGCCGGGUCAGCGGCCUUCCACAGGGUUGUGGGCAGCAUCGACGGCUGCCACGUCCGUGUGACCCCCCCAGCAGAGGACGCAGCCUGUUACCUGAACAGAAAGAUUUUUUAUUCAGUUCAACUUCAGGCUGUGUGUGACCACACAGCAAAGUUCAUUGAUGUGUUUGUUGGCUUCCCCGGGUCGGCUCAUGACGCGAGGGUUUUAAAGCACAGCCCCCUGUACUACCAGCACCGGUACCCUCCUCCUGGUUUCUGCCUCAUCGGGGACGGUGGCUACCCCUGCCUCAGGCAACCAUCGCCCUCAUGA